Molecule: messenger RNA, 1080 nt
Organism: Lucilia cuprina (Australian sheep blowfly)
Lineage: Eukaryota; Metazoa; Arthropoda; Insecta; Diptera; Calliphoridae
Product: vitellin-degrading protease-like
Exons: 1
Coding region: 257-1024 (255 amino acids)
Biological process (GO): proteolysis
Molecular function (GO): serine-type endopeptidase activity
Source: RefSeq, a predicted model, not a curated record
GUUUUAACUCCAAUAUCUGCGUCACACGGACAAAGGCACCAAUUGACCAACAACUCACUCUAUAAGAUAAGAUUUAUUUUGCAUUUUUACAGGCACACUUUAGAAUUUUUUCCCUUUCUAUAAUUUUUGUCUUAUCUGCAGUUGUUCAGAAAAAUUUAUGAUCAUUUAGGAAAUUGCUAAAAACAUUUUUUAGUAUAAAAUAAUAAGGUUUUUUUCAGAAGUUCCAUAGAGUUGUGAACGAUUUCAAAAACUCAAAAUGUAUCGCGCUUUUAUUGUUUUAACUGUUGUGGCUGCUUUGGCUCAAGGUAGUAAAAUCAUGCCACGUGUUCCAGAGUUAGAUGGUCGCAUUGUUGGUGGCGAGGAUACUACUAUUGAUAAAUAUCCCUAUCAGGUUUCUGUACGUCUUUUUGGCUCCCACAUUUGUGGUGGUAGUAUUGUUAACAAUCGUGUUGUAAUAACUGCUGCCCAUUGUAUAUAUUCCAUGUUGGGUGCCAACUCCUAUAGCAUACAAUAUGGUACGACUGUCGUUGGUGGUAAUAACAAUGUUGUAGCAGCUGAACGCAUUGUCAAGAAUGAGAAUUAUGAUGGCGCUUCUAUCAACAAUGAUGUGGCAUUAAUCUUUUUGUCCUCUGACAUUCCCUUGGGUGCUACCGCCCAGCCCAUUCAAUUGGCUUCGCAAGUUCCUGCCGCUGGUACUCCUGCUGUUGUUUCCGGUUGGGGUACCUUAGAGGAAAAUGGUGUAGCUGCAUCCAUCUUGCAACAGGUGCCCGUUGUUAUUGUCGAUCCAUCUGUUUGCCAAGAGCAAUAUAAUGGUGUUAACGAAAUUACUGAAGCGAUGUUGUGUGCAGGUGUCCCUUCAGGCGGUAAGGAUGCUUGUCAAGGUGACUCUGGUGGCCCACUGGUAGCAAAUGGAAAAUUGGUUGGCAUUGUUUCAUGGGGCGUAGGCUGUGCUCGUCCUGAUUUCUCUGGCGUGUAUAGCAAUGUUGCUUAUUUGAACGAAUGGAUUCAAGCUAAUUUGGUUUAAAUGUUUGCUCUCCUUAUACAUGUACGACAAAUAAACAGUUUGUUUAACUUAAUUAA